This is a messenger RNA of Drepanopeziza brunnea f. sp. 'multigermtubi' MB_m1, 750 nucleotides long. RefSeq lists its product as uncharacterized. Gene Ontology annotation, biological process: regulation of DNA-templated transcription. Lineage: Eukaryota; Fungi; Ascomycota; Leotiomycetes; Helotiales; Drepanopezizaceae. The record is from RefSeq and is a predicted model, not a curated record.
AUGGCCCCUCCGCAUAACCAGAAGCGCGUUAAGGGCGUUCAAAUAUUCAGACCUUUCGUCAUUGGCACCGUGGCAACCUUGUUCGGACCCGACAACCCAAAGCCCCCUGGGACACCAGAGGAACAUACGCAUUCCUGGACCGUAUUCGUGAAGGGUGUCGAUGACACGGAUAUCACUUACUGGUGCAGGAAGGUCCAAUUCAAACUGCACGAGACGAUUCCAAACCAUCUACGAACCAUCGAAGCAGCCGCGCCGGGUGAGCCCUUCGAAGUCCACGAGACAGGAUGGGGAGAAUUCGAAGUCACCAUCAAGCUCUACUACCCCCCCGAGUCCCUCGAAAAACCACAAACUACGUACCAUCACCUCUACCUCCAUCCCUACGGCACUGAGAAAGAGAAGGAGGAGAUGCGAGCUAGCGGUCGCGUCAGGUCCUGGCAAUACGAGGAGCAGCUCUUUAAUGAGCCAUAUGAGCAAUUUUAUGAGAUACUGACGAGUCCCAAGGAGAAAAUUAAAGGCGGUGGUGGGAAGGGCACGAGGGUCAUGACGGGUGGUAUGGUGAGCAGUGUUGGAGAAAGGACAGCUAUGAUUCCUUUGACGAAACGCCCGGACCAGCCAUUCGCUAGGGAGACCGAGAAGGAGGAGCUGAAGAAGCUUGAUGCUGCGAAUGUGAGGGUUCAGGAGUUGUUGGAGGAAAUGCAGAGAGAAAUUAAAGCGAAGCAAGCCGAGUUGGACAAGGUCAAGAAUGGUUGA